AUGAUCGGUCUGGUAUCACCAUAUGCUGGACUCCACAACCUCGAUCUCUCCCCGGAUUCUCUGUCAAUUGUGGAUGGAGCCCAGCAGAUCUGGGGUCAACUCACCCCGCAUGAUGAUAGCUCCUUUGACUCAGUCCCUAUGCACGAUAUGGCACCACAGCACGAAGAUCGCCCUACCGUGAUCAGGCCAUUUGACGAAGCUUCUCAAGCAAAAAGGUCCCGCAUGCCUUAUUGGCCAACGUCAUCUCUGACUCUUGCCUUGUCCGCAAUGCUAGUCCUUAUACCCACCGCUGAGGACACCUUUCCAAUGGCUGAAACGAGCCUUGCGCUUAGGCGGUCGUACGCGCAGCUAUUUGCCCAGGCGGCGCUGACUGCUGUGGAAACCGAGACCGACAAUUUGUCGCCUGCUUUGAGCACUAAUGUGCUUGAAACAGAAUCAUGCCGCGCACGAAAUGGUUUGCAUCCACAGGUUCCAACUCAGCUUCAUCCGGUUAUGGCUCUUGUAGUCCUUAGUAUUUAUGAGUAUUGCCAGCGUGGUAAUAUAUCUAGAAUGCGGGCUCGAGGUAACCAGGCUAUCACGACUGCUAUGGAUAUCUCCCUUCAUAGACUUGAUUCGACGACGACAGAUUAUUCUGAGGCACAGAGACGAGUUUGGUGGAUGGCACCAUGGCCCAUAAUGAUGAAAACACAAGAAGCUCUUUUCGAGUCUCACAAAAUCGUUCAGAACAUCGAACGUGUAGAUGAGACAACCAUUCUCUCCGAUUUCGGCACUCGAAUACGCAAGCUGGAUUCGAAUUUGGUAUCUUUGAUAGGCGAAGCAGACCGCCAUCUUUUAGCCAUCUUUGAUGAAGAGCCAGAGGCAUCCGUAGCUCAAAACAUGUGGAUGGUCAGCCGCAUGUUCAUCCACGCGUGA
This is a messenger RNA of Penicillium hordei, 912 nucleotides long. RefSeq lists its product as uncharacterized. Bases 1 to 912 code for a protein of 303 amino acids. The record is from RefSeq and is a predicted model, not a curated record. NCBI's taxonomy places the organism in Eukaryota, Fungi, Ascomycota, Eurotiomycetes, Eurotiales, Aspergillaceae. The transcript has 3 exons.